This is a messenger RNA of Selaginella moellendorffii, 1065 nucleotides long. RefSeq lists its product as uncharacterized. NCBI's taxonomy places the organism in Eukaryota, Viridiplantae, Streptophyta, Lycopodiopsida, Selaginellales, Selaginellaceae. The record is from RefSeq and is a predicted model, not a curated record. The transcript is spliced from 11 exons. Bases 46 to 936 code for a protein of 296 amino acids.
AGGCCCGUUUCUUCACUGGAUUGCUUUUUAGGGCUCUAGCGGAGCAUGCGCCAGGGACGCAGGAGUCUCAGGUUUAGCAAGAUUUUGGGGCUGGCAUUCCUUCUCCUAGUAGUCGGAUUGCUCGCGCUCCGCCGGUGGCAGCCUCACGAGUUACACAUGGCAUCCUAUAAUUCGCAGCGCUCGACAAUCUAUCAGAAAAUGGCUGACGAAGGUCGGGCAUUCCUUGCCGGUGGAGAAACCACGCAAUCUCUCAAGAUCAGUGAUAUCUUCUCUUUCGACAAUGGAAAGAUUCAUCCCAUCCACAAGCUCGCAGAGCCACCUGUUCGAGCCGCGGUGCUCUACUUGCCGCAGAAAUUCUCGCGAGUGAUAUCGGAGAUCAUCACAGAGACACUCGGCUCGCAUUCUUCAGCUAUCUGGUACCAGAAUCCCGAGAUGUAUCACUUUAGCCUUUACCACGCCUCGCAUCAUCUGGAGCCGGUGCCGGCAUCCAAGUCCGAGAUCGCAAGGGAGCUGGAAGCUGUGGACCAAGUUGCAAGAUCGUGCUCUCCUUUACGUAUUCAACUGGAGCGUGUUGUAUUGACUUGUACAGGAGCUCUGAUCGGCUGCUGGCAGGUUUUGGAAGGGACAGAUCCACUCGUUAUACGGGAACGUUUGAAGAACAAGCUCCCAAAUGCACCAAAGAAACAACUGUAUGACCAGCUCAUACUCCAUUCUUCCUUCGCGAGAAUUUUACCACCGACAGCAAACGAAACUGUGGAGAAAAAAGAUAAUCGGAUGACCACCGAGCUGCUGGAGCAACUAGUCAUGGAUCUGAACAAAGCGCUGCAAAACUUCGAGGCUGAUAUCAAAGAGCUAUGGUUCGUGGAAGAACUGGAUAUAUUAGCUCUGGCACUCCAAGGCCGAGUUAAAACCCAUAAGUUUUCCCUGGGAGGAUAAACGUAUAUACCAUUCUGGCGAAUAUGCCGUUGGCCCUACUAGCCGUUGAGUUUUCUGACGUGCCACGUUCGCCGGUCGGCACAUCUUUCCGGCGUGCCCCCAAAAUUCAAAAUACAAGUUUGCCCUAAA